Molecule: messenger RNA, 1659 nt
Organism: Cavia porcellus (domestic guinea pig)
Lineage: Eukaryota; Metazoa; Chordata; Mammalia; Rodentia; Caviidae
Gene: Dap3
Product: death associated protein 3
Exons: 13
Coding region: 192-1385 (397 amino acids)
Biological process (GO): apoptotic process
Cellular component (GO): mitochondrial ribosome; mitochondrial small ribosomal subunit
Molecular function (GO): structural constituent of ribosome
Source: RefSeq, a predicted model, not a curated record
AGAGCGGGUCAAGGGUGGCGUAGCGCCCCUCUGCUGGCUGGCGGUUGGAGGCUGCGGCGACUGCGCGUUGUGUGGUUUCCUGCAGUAGGACCUGCGCGAUCUCAGGGACCGGCGUUUUGGAGUUGCCUGCUGAUUGUGUCUGCUGGAUACCGCGUCGGGAAAGCUGAACCUUAACUAUCGAGUGCAGAACAAUGCUGAAAGGAGCAACAAGGUUUAUUUCCAGAAACUACAAGUUGAAUCCUCGAUGUUUUUUCCACAUGGGAACCCAAGCACCCCAAAGCAUUGAUGUUCAACCAGAUAACCAGGUUCCAGUUGAGAGGCCCAGAACUAUAUCCCGAACCAAUGAAACUGACCCGGCCCAGCAUGGGGAGCAGCAUGAGGGGCAGCACUACAGCGUCCCUCUGCAGGAUCUGAAGACUGUGUUUCCGCAUGGUCUGCCUCCGCGCUUUGUAAUGCAGGUGAAGACAUUUGGUGAAGCUUGUCUGAUGGUAAGGAAACCAGCCCUAGAGCUUCUGCAUUACCUGAAAAACACUAAUUUUGCUUACCCAGCUGUACGGUAUGUUCUCUAUGGAGAAAGGGGAACAGGAAAAACUCUCAGUCUUUGCCAUGCUAUUCAUUUUUGUGCAAAACACGGUUGGCUAAUCUUGCAUAUUCCAGAUGCUCAUCUUUGGGUGAAAAAUUGUCGGGAACUUCUACAGUCUACCUACAACAAACAACGCUUCGAUCAACCUUUAGAGGCUUCAACCUGGCUGAAGAAUUUCAAAAUUACAAAUGAACACUUCCUGAGCCAGAUAAAAGUUCAAGAGAAGUAUAUCUGGAAUAAGAGAGAGAGCACUGAGAAAGGCAGUCCUCUGGGAGAAGUGGUGGAACAGGGCAUUACCCGGGUAAAAAAUGCCACAGACGCAGUCGGCAUUGUCUUGAAGGAGCUCAAGAGGCAAAGUUCUUCCGGGCUGUUUCACCUCCUCGUGGCUGUGGAUGGCGUCAAUGCUCUCUGGGGCAGAACCACACUGAAAAGAGAAGAUAAAAGCCCAAUUGCACCAGAGGAGCUAGCACUUAUUUACAACCUGAGGAAGAUGAUGUGGAAUGACUGGCAUGGAGGUGCCAUUGUGUUAACUUUGAGCCAAACGGGGUCUCUCUUCAAGCGCUCAAAAGCUUAUCUGCCCCAUGAGCUACUGGGCAAGGAAGGAUUUGAUGCCCUGGAUCCCUUUGUUCCCAUCCUGGUUUCUAACUACAACCUAAAGGAGUUUGAAAGUUGCAUUCAUUAUUAUUUGGAGAACAGUUGGCUUCAACAUGAGAAAGCUCCUACAGAAGAAGGAAAGAAAGAGCUGCUGUUCCUAAGUAAUGCCAACCCUGCACAGCUGGAGCGGCUCUGUGCCUACCUCUAAGCCACAGUCCCAGAGUGCAUGGAAGACAAUGGACAUUUGCUUCAAGAUGGACCCAGUUACAAUUGGAGGUGGCACAGUGCUGAGCAGAGCAGCCAGCCCUGGUUUGGGGGAUGAGACAGGUUUGCCUUGGGCUUCAGGCCUACACUGCCUCAAGUUCCUUGUGACAUGACCGUAUACCCCUUGUUCCUAAAACUACUUCAUGUUUCUGGAUGUGGUUUUUACCUGUAAUAUAAUUGUGGAUCUUUUUCUAAAAAUAAAAAAGCAAGGCAAGAGA